AUGAAAGGUGAUAGACUGGAAGGUGGAGAUAUGCACAGAUGGAAGGUGAUAUACUGGAAGGUGAAGAUACGCAGAAUAGAAGAUGAAGGGUCCCCUCGGGAUUCGAGUGUGCCACACUUCGAGGAUUUUCCUCUUGAUUUUGAGUCUGUGUCACUUGUGUUUAUGAAGGGUAAGGGUUUAUGGAAGGAGUCGGUAGGGAAUGGGGAUAUAGGUGUGGAGGCUAUGAACAUGGAGGUAAAUGAUAGCCACUUCGAGGACAGCCACUUCGAAGACAGCCACUUCGAGGACAGCCACUUCGAGGACAACCACUUCGAGGACAACCACUUCGAGGACAGCAGCUUCGAGGACAGCCACUUCGAGGACAACCACUUCGAGGACAGCAACUUCGAGGACAGCAACUUCGAGGACAGCCACUUCGAGGACAACCACUUCGAGGACAGCAACUUCGAGGACAGCCACUUCGAGGAUAGUCACUUCGAGGACAACCACUUCGAGGACAGCAACUUCGAGGACAGCCACUUCAAGGACAGCAACUUCGAGGACAGCAACUUCGAGGACAGCCACUUCGAGGAUAGCCAGUUCGAGGACAACCACUUCGAGGAUAGCCACUUCGAGGAUAGCCACUUCGAGGACAACCACUUCGAGGAUAGCCACUUCGAGGAUAGCCACUUCGAGGACAGCCACUUCGAGGAUAGCCACUUCGAGGACAGCCACUUCGAGGAUAGCCACUUCGAGGACAACCACUUCGAGGAUAGCCACUUCGAGGACAACCACUUCGAGGACAGCCACUUCGAGGACAACCACUUCGAGGAUAGCCACUUCGAGGAUAGCCACUUCGAGGACAACCACUUUGAGGAUAGCCACUUCGAGGACAACCACUUCGAGGACAGCCACUUCGAGGACAGCCACUUCGUGGAUAGCCACUUCGAGGACAGCCACUUCGAGGAUAGCCACUUCGAGGACAGCAACUUCGAGGACAGCCACUUCGAGGACAGCCACUUCGAGGACAGCAACUUCGAGGAUAGCCACUUCGAGGACAGCCACUUCGAGGACAGCAACUUCAAGGACAGCCACUUCGAGGAUAGCCACUUCGAGGACAACCACUUCGAGGACAGCCACUUCGAGGACAGCCACUUCGAGGACAACCACUUCGAGGACCACAACGUCAAGGAUAAUGACUUAUAG
This is a messenger RNA of Procambarus clarkii (red swamp crayfish), 1185 nucleotides long. The record is from RefSeq and is a predicted model, not a curated record. NCBI's taxonomy places the organism in Eukaryota, Metazoa, Arthropoda, Malacostraca, Decapoda, Cambaridae.